AUGUUUCAUGACGUUAUUCUUGUUUUUUACACUGAUUUACAUUACUCUUUCUUCCAUAACAGCUGCGAGACAAGACCAGGACCCUCCUUCCUCACCCGCCGUUACAAGUUCCACUCGGACCACAGCUUCACCUUCUACCAGUUCUACUACUCGGACAACCAGUGCCAGUCCCCGGCCUACUCCUACCGGGUCAGGGGUCAACUGACCAUCGGAGGACUGACCUUUACCCUCGAUGGGGCGAACGAAGCCCUGUACGAGUUGGAGAAGGUGACCUUGACGGUGUUCCAGGAUAGAUUCGCCAUGAAGCUGGCGCAGCAGCUCAAUGGAAGCUGUCCGGGGAUGCUGGAACCGAACCAGCCGCUUGCGAUCUUCAGAAAGUACAUCGUAUUGGAUAAUUCACGAGACGUCGUGCAGAUAGACUGCACACCGGGUCUAGGAUUCACCAUGAACGAGCUCCAGCUGAUACGACAGGAGGUUUACGAGAGACGGGUGGAGGACACCGGGACAGUUCGAAGGUCUGAGACCCUCUACCUAGGAGACAUCCACACCGAUCCUGCACAGAUGAUUAUCCACAGAUCGAAAGGUUACCAGACGCCGUUGAGGAAAUAUGAUGAUGAUAGUGAGAAUUACUGCGCCGUGUGCCAGAUCGUCUACAAUGCACGUGAGCAUGCGCCUCCAAUACUACCUCGGAUACAACACGAGAACAUUGCCUUAUCCGGGGGCUGGGUCAGCGUCCAUUGCGAGGUUCGACACAUCUACUUUCUAACCCGUCACCUCAUCUUCUUCGACAAUCAGACGUGGGAGGGUCACUACCACUUCUAUCGCGACCCUCUCUGUCAAUUCCCCAAGUACACUGUCUCAGUCAAGGGAACAAGAACAGCAGGAGAGCCGUCGGCCAUUGUAGAGGGCGCCACAAACUUUAAAUUCACCAGUCUCGCGAUGUACCUCACGCCGCAGUGCGAUAAGGAGGUCGAGCGAUUCAACUCCAAGAACGUUGGGUGCGGAAGGCGCGGCGCAUGGAAGGUCGGACGGACCCUCGACGUGACGUCAGCAGGAGGAUGUGACGUCUUAGGGGUCAACUUACCUCACAUGGAGUUUGAGCUCGUAAAGACAGUGCCGGACCCUGAGGAGGGUCUUCUGCUCUUUACUGGACAACGCCCAAGCGACGGGCAAACUCCUAACACGGAGUCCCUCCGAGCCACAUCAUUCCAAAGUCCAUUACUACAUUGCUCAGAUGAGGACCCUUACGAAGUACAAUACACUGAGAACUCUGGCGAUACUAACUCCAGUUGCGACCGACAAGUGAAGAUAGCAACCAGCAAUAUCAUUUUAUUGAGCGUUUUAUUACUAGUAAUAACAUCAGCCGUCAGAUGGCGAUCAUUAUAGCAAAUAUGAACACUUUCUUUGGAAAUAUUAGAAUAUAGAGGGGGGUUUCUUUUUAAUGGCUUCCUGUAAUACUUGUAUUUGUAAAUAGCAUCCAUCCAUUGUAAAAAUUUGGUCUCCUAUUAUGAAAGAGAAAGUUUUAUAUUAUCUUUUGCACAUAAUGUAAAAACAUGAUUGUAAAUACGGAUCGUCUUCUAAAAUUGUAUGAUUUCAAUAUGUCUCUUGCACAUAGAAUAAAUAAUUAAAUGCCUCUGUGGUUGGCUAAAUGUUGGCACUGCACUUUUUAGAGGCAUGAUGUGGCUGAAUUUUUAUGUCCGUCUGUUACAAAGAGAUGACGAGUUGACUGUCUUUCGCACAAAAAUCACACUCAUCUCUUUGAAAUGUAUGAUAUCAUUGAAUUGAAUUGAUACCUUUAUUUAUACACGGUUAAAAAAGGCCAAACAGUUACAAGACUGAUGUCCAUUGAAGAUUGUGAAAGAUGUCAUUGUCUUUAUUUCCAUAGAUCUGUAUAAACGAAAAGGGUCUUUUAUUUCAGGUAUCCAUGUAGCUUUGCAUAAUUACCUCUUUAUUAGUUUAACUCGGCAUAUUCUGACACAUGCAAUAAUAAUAAUACCUUAGUGUUGUUCGCAAAGAGCCCAACUGUCAUGGUUCCUAACAAACUACAGCCAGUACUAGACGUCCAUGUUUCGUUAAGUAGUCGCUGAUCAUGCUGAUUCGGUGACACUAUAGAAAUAAACCACGAUCUAUGGUGUUAAUGAAAUUGUCGAUUCUGAAAAUGGAUAAAUCCAAGUUCACAAACUUGUGUUAUAAUGAUGCUCAUUCUUGGAUGGUUUGCUAUUUAUUUCACACAGGGUAUAAACUCCUGAAACGGUGUAUUUAUCAAUAUGCAAGCAUUUAUGUUUUCCAAAUUUCGUUUUUAGAUGUAAUGAGAUAAAAGUAGAAUAUAUUUAAAUGAUUUUCACUCCUACAACAAUUCUUUGACAAUCAUGACGACGGCGGCGAUGAAUCGCGGAACAGAAAUUAAAUAGCGGUAAUAUAUUUGUGGUUACAAAUAGCAAUAUGUUUUAUGAGCUUCUAACAGGGAAGUAAUUUCUUAUCAAAAUCUUAAGAAUACUUUUUCAAGACAAGUAUUUCUGUCAAAAAGUAUUAAAACGAUAUUUCCAAGCAUUUUCUUCGACACAAAAUGUCUGUCGUUGUUUGUCUGUUAAAAUAUUUUACGUGAAGACAUGUUUUGACAUCUUCCAAUUUUUCUGUUUGACAUUAUAAUCAUUAUGAAAUAUUCAUUAAUGUUUAAAAAAGUAAAUCAUCGUCGUCGUCAUUUUCAUCGUUGUCCUAAUCGUUCACGUGUUACUUUUUAAAAAGACCUAAGAAGACAGAUGCUUUGAAGAUUGGGAAAGCAAGGGAUUCUUAUUGCAUUGUCGCUUCGUUAUACUUGUCAUACAGUCGAACCUGCUUUAGUGACCACCUGUCUACAAAGACCACAUGUUUUGUUUCCCUUGAAAAUGGUUUCUCAUU
Molecule: messenger RNA, 2898 nt
Organism: Strongylocentrotus purpuratus (purple sea urchin)
Lineage: Eukaryota; Metazoa; Echinodermata; Echinoidea; Camarodonta; Strongylocentrotidae
Product: protein APCDD1-like
Exons: 3
Coding region: 1-1386 (461 amino acids)
Biological process (GO): negative regulation of Wnt signaling pathway
Cellular component (GO): plasma membrane
Molecular function (GO): Wnt-protein binding
Source: RefSeq, a predicted model, not a curated record